UCUCAUAAUAUUAUUGUUCUUCAAAAUUUUCAGUAAGGAAACCAGUUUUGUUAGACAGUCGCCAUAAAAAUCAAAGCUUUUCUUGAAACAAUGGAGUUGAAUUUGUCAUCUAGUGUUACACACAACUUAACUGCUGCACAGGAGAGCUGUGGACAGUUGCUUGAAGGACUCACUCCUCGUGUGCAAUUGAGAGAGACUCGCUCAGCAUACUUUAUCAAUGUUAAUCUUUCAGGUUUCAGGAAAGAAGAUAUCAGGCUGGAGAUGGAUAAUACACGUACUCUGAUAAUACGUGGACAUAGAUAUUUGCAAGGAAUGGGGAAGGUGGAAUGGACAUGGCACCUGAUGGAAAGUGGGGGCCGAAGUUUCAGAAAGCCUUUCAGAAUUCCCCAAAAUGUUAAUGUGGGAGCCAUGACUGGUACUUUUCAUCAAGGAGUACUUCAUGUCCUCAUGCCCAAGUUCAGGUGGACCAGUAGAUUCACUCCCUACAAUAUCAAUCGCUCUGAUGCACAGGAUGAUCAGGCCUUGGAGGAAGCAGCGCAAGAAGAAGCCAAAGAAAAUGCUGGUGGCAGCCAUGGUGCUGAAAAGGUUGAAGGUUAUGUGGGGACUCAAAGCAGUGAAGAUAAAGAUGGGCAUGGUCAGAAGCCCCCUGAGAUUAGCAGAGUGGAAGAAAAAUCAAAUCUUAAUGAUACCCAUUUGCAGCAGGAGAGGAUUAAAGAGGUGGCUGCUGCUGCUGCUUCAACUCCUAAUGACAAGACUGAAGAGACAGUGCAGCAACAUCAGCCUGCAACAGCCCCUGAUCUUCACCAUCAUGAGAAGCCAUCAUUUUUGGAUUCAAAAGGUGAUUUUGUGGGCACUCAAAGCAAUGAAGAAAAAGAUGGGCAUGAUCAGAAGCCCCCUGAGAUUAGCACAGUAAAAGGAAAAUCCAAUCUUGAUGAUAACCAUUUGCAGCAGGAGGGGAUUGAUGAGGUGGGUACUGCUGUUUCAAAGUCUUGUGACAAUACAGAAGAGCCAGUGCAGCAACAUCAGCCUGAAACAGCAUCUGAUCUUCAUCAUCAUGAAAAGCCAUCAUGUUUGGAUUCAAAAGGUGAGGCAGGUGAGGAAGUUGCAGAAAAUGUUGUAGAAGACAUGGGCAUUCUGACAGACCAUAAAGAGAAAGAUGAACAGAAGGAUGCCUUGAAUGUUCUAGCAGAAGAAGUGAUUGCUCAGCUUGAAAUAGCAUGCCCACUAAAUUCAGAAGCAGAGAAAGAUUCUGAUGAUGCCAAGCCAGAGCCAGAAACAGUGAUUUCUUCUAAUGGAAUUGAUGAUUACAGUGGCAUUAUUUCUGAUUGGAAUUAUGGUGAGACAUUUUGGUCAAGGAGAAAGAUAGUGGUAGCUCUGUUGGUGUCCUCUGUUGCUGCCAUUGCAGCUUUCAAAUUGAUGCGCCGAUAAGCUUCAGCUUUCCAAAGUGGCAAAGAAAUUGAUUAAAAAUGGCCGAGCAUAUUCUGUCAACAAUCAGGUGGACUGUGCACACAUCAUAACCCCAAAUGAAGAAAGGGGAAAAAGCAUCGUCCACCUUCGACAAGCCGCAAGGCAAUUUAUUCUUUUGUACAUACAAUUUAUUAUUAAAAUAGGUAGCAUUCGAUGUAAUGUAUGAAAAAAUUCUCAUUCGUUUUUUCCUAUUUAGUCCAAUAGUCUCCUCUCUUGUAAGUUUACGUAUCUCGUGUGUGUGCAUAUAUAUAAAAUUCUCUUCUUUAAAAUUCAAGGUCUAUAAAUUA
Cryptomeria japonica (Japanese cedar) is the source of this 1754-nucleotide messenger RNA. RefSeq lists its product as uncharacterized. Lineage: Eukaryota; Viridiplantae; Streptophyta; Pinopsida; Cupressales; Cupressaceae. The record is from RefSeq and is a predicted model, not a curated record. The transcript is spliced from 2 exons. Gene Ontology annotation, biological process: response to salt stress; protein complex oligomerization; protein folding. The coding region runs from base 91 to 1428 and encodes 445 amino acids.